GCCUUCCCAAAGGAGGGGCCGCAUGUGGCCUGAGAGGGAGGCAAAACCCAGCAGCCCUCACCGGGAAGCUGGAGCAGCCCAGGAGGCCGCAGGUUGCCCCGGCUCCAGCCGGCCCUGCUGUACCGGACACUGCCCAACUGCCGGCGUUUGAACGCUGCAUCGGAACGGGGGCCAACGGACCGUUACCCACCACCCAGGGCUGUGCCUCCCCGGCAGCUUCGUGCCCUGGGCCGCCGCCACACCGGCCCGUCGUGCCCCUGCCCGCGGGCUGGCCCAGGCCAUGCAGGAGCUGUUCCGCGCCAACACGCGGAGCCGCGAGUUCCCGGCGCACGGGGCCAAGGUGCACUCGGUGGCCUGGAGCUGCUGCGGCCGCCGCCUCGCGUCCGGCUCCUUCGACAAGACCGCCAGCGUCUUCGUGCUGGAGAAGGACCGGCUGGUGAAGGAGAACAACUACCGGGGCCAUGGGGACAGUGUGGAUCAGCUCUGUUGGCACCCCAGCAACCCUGACCUCUUCGUCACGGCGUCUGGGGACAAAACCAUCCGUAUCUGGGAUGUCCGCACCACCAAGUGCAUCGCCACUGUCAACACCAAAGGGGAGAACAUCAACAUCUGUUGGAGCCCUGACGGGCAGACCAUUGCAGUGGGGAACAAGGAUGACGUGGUCACCUUCAUUGAUGCUAAGACGCAUCGCUCCAAAGCUGAGGAACAGUUCAAGUUUGAGGUGAAUGAGAUCUCCUGGAACAACGAUAACAACAUGUUCUUCCUCACUAAUGGGAACGGCUGCAUCAACAUCCUUAGCUACCCGGAGCUGAAACCCAUUCAGUCCAUCAACGCCCAUCCUUCAAACUGCAUCUGCAUCAAAUUCGAUCCCAUGGGGAAGUACUUUGCCACAGGCAGUGCUGACGCAUUAGUCAGCCUCUGGGACGUGGAUGAACUGGUGUGUGUGAGGUGCUUCUCAAGGCUUGACUGGCCUGUGCGAACGCUGAGCUUUAGCCACGAUGGGAAGAUGCUGGCAUCGGCAUCGGAAGAUCACUUCAUUGACAUUGCAGAGGUGGAGACAGGAGAGAAGCUCUGGGAGGUGCAGUGCGAGUCCCCCACCUUUACAGUGGCCUGGCACCCAAAGAGGCCGCUGCUGGCCUUCGCCUGUGACGACAAAGAUGGCAAAUAUGACAGCAGCCGGGAGGCAGGCACCGUCAAGCUCUUCGGGCUCCCCAACGACUCCUAACGAAGCCACAUGUCCCUACUCCCAGGGACGGGAGAAUGUUUAGUGUAGGGCAGGGUAAGGAGAUGGCUCUGCUCCUUGCCUGAUGGGCAGUGCUGUGACUGUUGGCUCUGUCCAUCCUGCUCUCAGGAGCGUUUGUAAAAAGCAGCUUGUGUACUGGGGGGGAAAUGGGGGGACACACUAGUGGAGCCCCCCUCGCCAUCUGAGGGUUGCCACCUCCUCUCCUGGGUGUGGGGGCCUUGUUCCAAAGGUGAGUGGCCAAAGAAAGUCUGUCACUGAAGGUGACAGGUGACUGCUGAGGAACCUUUUGUGGGAGGAGCUCUGCUCCAUCCGGGCUCCCCAGCAGCGAUGGGCUACGUGACCAUCCCCUUGGCCCCAGCGGCCUGAUGGCGAGGGCAGCCCUGGGAGCACAGCCUGCCCCUUCCCCUCCCAGGCACCCCGUGUCCCUUCCCUGCACCAGAGCAGCAAGGGAAGGGUGGGGGGAUGCGAGUUGGGGGAUGUUUCCCCAGCUGGUUUGGUUUUCUUUUUGUAUGUGGGGUUGUUUUUUCUAAUUUUGAUAAAUCCUCUUCCAUAA
Messenger RNA from Columba livia (rock pigeon), 1796 nucleotides. RefSeq names its product THO complex subunit 3 (gene THOC3). Gene Ontology annotation, cellular component: THO complex part of transcription export complex. Bases 281 to 1225 code for a protein of 314 amino acids. The transcript has 7 exons. Gene Ontology annotation, biological process: mRNA export from nucleus. Lineage: Eukaryota; Metazoa; Chordata; Aves; Columbiformes; Columbidae. Gene Ontology annotation, molecular function: protein binding. The record is from RefSeq and is a predicted model, not a curated record.